Messenger RNA from Triticum aestivum (bread wheat), 2566 nucleotides. RefSeq names its product aminopeptidase M1-C. Gene Ontology annotation, cellular component: membrane; cytoplasm. The coding region runs from base 167 to 2440 and encodes 757 amino acids. Gene Ontology annotation, biological process: peptide catabolic process; proteolysis. Gene Ontology annotation, molecular function: zinc ion binding; peptide binding; metalloaminopeptidase activity. Lineage: Eukaryota; Viridiplantae; Streptophyta; Magnoliopsida; Poales; Poaceae. The transcript is spliced from 17 exons. The record is from RefSeq and is a predicted model, not a curated record.
AACAAAUGAACUAUCGGUUUCCGUAUGCUCAAAACAUUGUAGGAUGCCACAUUCGCUAGCCAGUUUACAAUUAGUCCUAUCAAUGUUGAAACUACAAAAUAGACUUGCAUUUGGGUAGUAUUUUUGCACAACUAAUACUAUUAUCUUUGAUGGUUCAUGAUUUGUGAUGUAUUUUGAGUUCAGUAGAUAUCAGUAUAAGGGGAAGACGACACACAUGGCGGUGACACAAUUUCAGCCUGUGUAUGCGCGGCGAUGCUUUCCCUGUUGGGAUGAGCCUGCUUUUAAGGCGAAGUUCAAGAUAACAUUAGAAGUUUCAUCUGAGAUGGUAGCACUUUCCAACAUGCCUAUAUCUAGUGAGACAGUGGGUGGUUCUAUGAGGAUUAUCCAUUUUGAGGAAUCACCUCUCAUGUCAACUUAUUUAGUUGCCAUGGUUGUUGGUAUUUUUGACUUUGUUGAGGAUGUAGCAUCGAAAGGCACUAAAGUUUGUGUGUACACUGAAGUUGGUAAGAGUUCACAAGGGAAGUUUGCAUUGGAUGUUGGGGUGAAGUCAUUGGAUUUCUAUAAUGAUUACUUUGGCACUCCCUAUGCACUCGCUAAGUUGGAUAUGAUUAGUAUCCCGGAAUUUAAUUGGAUGGGAAUGGAGAAUUAUGGACUGAUCACUUUCCAUCCCACGGUCUUUCUUUUUGAUGGUCCUUCUACAACAUCCACAAAACUACAGGAAAUUGCAGUACUUGUGGCACAUGAAUUGGCUCAUCAAUGGUGUGGAAAUCUUGUAACCAUGGAAUGGUGGAAUCACUUAUGGUUAAACGAGGGAUUUGCUACAUGGAUGAGCUAUCAAGCAGUAGAUUCCUUUUUUCCGAAGUGGAAUAUUUUGCUGGAUUUUCUUGAGAACACAAUGUCUACUCUUAAAUUGGAUUCAAUAGCAGGGUCUCAUCCGAUAGAGGUUGAAAUACACCAUAUCAAUGAAAUCGAUAGGAUUUUUGACGACAUCAUAUAUAUUAAAGGUGCUUCUAUUCUUCAAAUGAUACAGAGCUACAUUGGAGCAGAGCAUUUUCAGAAAGCAUUGAAGAAAUAUAUACAAAAAUAUGCCUACUCAAAUGCUAAAACAGAGGACCUAUGGGUCGUGCUUGAAGAAGAAACUGGCGAGCCAUUCAAGGAUUUCAUGAGUACGUGGACAAAGCAACCAGGAUAUCCUAUAAUUAAUAUAAAACAUAAAGGGAAAGGAAUCCAAGUUGAACAGGCCCAAUUUGUGCUAGAUGGGUCCUCUCGAGCUGGCUUGUGGGAUGUGCCAAUAACUUUAAGAUGCUCUUCAUCAACAAAUAAAUUCAUUUUGAAACACAAGCAUGAUAAUUUUGAUGUAUGUGGUGAACGGGAGAGGGGUGGAAAUAUUUGGAUUAAGUUGAAUAUAAAUGAAACAGGGUUUUAUCGAGUGAAGUAUGACAAAGAAAUUAAAACUAGACUUCAAAACGCAUUAGAGGCCAAUGAGUUCUCUUCAAUGGAAAAAAUUGGAAUUUUGGAGAACUCACUUAUGCUUUCUAUAUCACGAGAAGACACACUAGCAUCAUUGCUAUGUAUAGUGUAUGCUUGUCGUGAAGUAGCUGACUACAGUGUUUUGACACAUACAAGCUGUAUGUACAUUCUAAUAACUAUAACCGUUUACCAUGUAUCUAUUGAUGCUACGCCUAACUUGGUUGCUGACAUCAAAAAGCUUGUCACUAAAAUUCUUCUGCCACCUACUUUAAAGUUGGGUUGGGAUCCCAAGGAUGGUGAGGGAGACCUAAUAGUAAGUUUGAGGGAAACUCUCUUGGUUUCCCUUGUCCAACUUGGACAUGAUCAUAUCAUAAGUGAAGGUCUUCGACGCUUUGACACCUUAAUCCAUGAUCACAACUCUUCUAUCCUUUCUCCUAGUACCAGAAAGGCUGCAUACCUAUCUGUGAUGCAAAAUGUUAGUAGUUCAAAUAGAUCCAAAUAUGAUUCUCUUCGACAACUCUACAAGGACUUGGGUGACGAGGAGGAAAAGUUACGUGUCUUAGGCACAUUAUCUUCUUGCCUGGAUAAGGAUAUUGUUCUUGAGUCACUGAAUUUAAUAUUCACUAAUGAGGUCCCAAAUUAUCAUGCAGUUUAUGUUCUUAAAGGUAUUGGAAUAGAUGCACGUGAAACGACAUGGAGUUGGUUGAAGGAAAAUUGGGACCGUGUCCUGAAGGUUGUUCCCAAAAGAGACCUACUAUGGAGUAUUGUGAACGACAUUCUUCCAUUGUUCACUACCAAUGAAAAGGCAGAAGAGAUUGCCAAGGUCUUCAGAAACUACACGGAUUCGGAACUUCAGAGUGCACUACAAGUAAAACUUCAGAUGGUGAGUAUCAACAUGAGAUGGAUCGACGGUAUCCAGAGUGAGCCCAACCUUGCACAGAUGGUGGAUGAACUGCUUCACAAGCCCUAAUGUGUUGUUUGCUUGUAGUGUUAUGAUUUAUGUGUUCAACAAUAGUGGCAAAGCUACAAGUUGCUUCUUGAAUGUACUAUUGUUGUCCGCAAUAACAUGUUUUUCUUAGUUAUUAUGCAUUGAAGA